Messenger RNA from Epinephelus moara (kelp grouper), 7638 nucleotides. Its product is annotated as mitogen-activated protein kinase kinase kinase kinase 4-like. Gene Ontology annotation, biological process: protein phosphorylation. The record is from RefSeq and is a predicted model, not a curated record. Bases 253 to 4584 code for a protein of 1443 amino acids. NCBI's taxonomy places the organism in Eukaryota, Metazoa, Chordata, Actinopteri, Perciformes, Serranidae. Gene Ontology annotation, molecular function: ATP binding; protein kinase activity. The transcript has 29 exons.
GUGGGCAGAGCCAUCAGGCAGAGAGACAGUGACACAGACAGGAGGACACAGAGACAGACAGACAGACAGACAGAGGGAUAGCAGGCUGAGCUCCGGCAGUCAGUCGGUCGGUCGGUCGGUCGGUAUGUAGCAGCAGCGGAGGAUUAUCAGAGGAUUAUAAUCUAACCCCGCCGAGGAUGAGCCGCUCCCCGGCCGCCUGAAGGAGACUCAAACCCCGCCGUUAUUCCGCUCAUCUUCUCCGUCUGGACCAAAAUGGCGAACGAGUCCCCGGCCAAGAGUCUGGUGGACAUAGACCUGGCGUCCCUCAGGGAUCCAGCCGGAAUAUUCGAGCUGGUGGAGGUGGUCGGAAAUGGGACCUACGGACAAGUCUACAAGGGUCGACAUGUCAAGACGGGUCAGCUGGCGGCCAUCAAGGUCAUGGACGUCACCGAGGAUGAAGAGGAGGAAAUUAAGCUGGAGAUCAACAUGCUGAAGAAGUACUCCCACCACAGAAACAUCGCCACCUACUACGGAGCCUUCAUCAAGAAGAGUCCUCCAGGUCACGACGACCAGCUCUGGCUGGUGAUGGAGUUCUGCGGUGCCGGUUCCAUCACAGAUCUGGUGAAGAACACCAAAGGAAACACGCUGAAGGAGGACUGGAUCGCCUACAUCUCCAGAGAGAUCCUCAGGGGAUUGGCUCACCUGCAUGCUCAUCACGUCAUCCACCGUGACAUCAAGGGUCAGAACGUGCUGCUGACGGAGAACGCUGAAGUCAAGCUGGCUCCUGCAGCUCUGUGCGACAUGCAUCCAAUGAGAGCCCUCUUCCUCAUCCCCAGAAACCCUCCUCCUCGACUGAAGUCCAAAAAAUGGUCGAAGAAGUUCUUCAGCUUCAUCGAGGGCUGCCUGGUGAAGAACUACACUCAGCGUCCUCCGACCGAGCAGCUGCUCAAACACCCCUUCAUCCGGGACCAGCCCAACGAGAGGCAGGUCCGCAUCCAGCUCAAAGACCACAUCGACCGGACCAAGAAGAAGAGGGGAGAGAAGGAUGAGACAGAGUAUGAAUACAGCGGUAGUGAAGAAGAGGAGGAGGAAGCAUCUGAGCAGGAAGGAGAGCCCAGCUCCAUCGUCAACGUGCCAGGCGAGUCGACUCUUCGCCGUGACUUUAUCCGGCUGCAGCAGGAGAACAAGGAGCGCUCGGAGGCGCUGCGUCGUCAGCAGCUCCUCCAGGAGCAGCAGCUCCGCGAGCAGGAGGAGUACAAACGGCAACUGCUGGCUGAGAGGCAGAAACGUAUCGAGCAGCAGAAGGAGCAGAGGAGGCGGCUGGAGGAGCAACAACGGCGUGAGCGUGAGAUGAGGAGGCAGCAGGAGCGCGAGCAGCGCCGACGUGAGCAGGAGGAGAAGAGACGCAUCGAGGAGAUGGAGCGACGCCGCAAAGAGGAGGAAGAGCGCAGGAGGGCCGAGGAGGAGAAGAGGAGGGCUGAUCGAGAACAGGAGUACAUCCGGCGUCAGCUGGAGGAGGAGCAGAGGCACCUGGAGAUCCUGCAGCAGCAGCUGCUCCAUGAACAGGCCAUGCUGCUGGAGUAUAAAUGGCGGGAGCUGGAGGAGCAGCGACAGGCCCAGAAGCUCCAGAGACAGCUGCAGCAGGAGCAGGCCUACCUGCUGUCCCUCCAGCAGAACCAGAACCUGGAUCUUAACAAAACAGCCCAUCAACAGAGCCCCAAACCCCCACAGAGCCUGGACCAGGACAGGACGAAGCCCUCCCAGAGCCUGGACCAGGACAGGACGAAGCCCCCCAAGAGCCUGGACCAGGACAGGAUGAAGUCCCCUCAGAACCUGGACCAGGACAGGACAAAGCCCCCCCAGAGCCUGGACCAGGACAGGAUGAAGUCCCCCCAGAGCCUGGACCAGGACAGGACGAAGCCCCCCCAGAGCCUGGACCAGGACAGGACGAAGCCCUCCCAGAUCUUGGACCAGGACAGGACGAAGCCCCCUCAGAUCUUGGACCAGGACAGGAUGAAGCCCCCUCAGAUCUUGGACCAGGACAGGACGAAGCCCCCCCAGAGCCUGGACCAGGACAGGACGAAGCCCUCCCAGAUCUUGGACCAGGACAGGACGAAGCCCCCUCAGAUCCUGGACCAGGCCAGGACGAAGCCCCCCCAGAGCUCUGAACCGGACCCAACUAAACUACCGCAGCAUACAGACUCUGAAAAGACGAGUCAGAGUCACAGUCUGAAGAAAACUACACAACCCAGGCUUCCUGUCGCUGAGGUCGAAGGCCCCGCCCCUGACUCUGAGCCAAUCAGAGAGGCUGACGAGCGAUACCGGAAGAACAUCCAAGGUUCUCCUCAGGCAGCUCAGACCAAACCACAGCAACCUCCGGUGCCACCGCGCUCUGAGUCCUCCUAUCCCAACGGGAACUCGGCGUCUGAAGCGCCCGCCAUGCACCGGCCUGUGGAACCACAGGUCCGUUCCCACCUGGCUGCUUUAAAGAGCAGCGUCAGCGUGACCUCAUCAAACUCCACCGUUACCACGCCGCCCACUGUGUCGCGGUCGCACUCCUUCAGCGAACCGCUCGCCCCUAGCUUUGAAAACCUUCACCUUCGCCAGGAACCCCACCAUCACCCUCCAUCUUCUUCACCAUCCUCCUCAUCAUCAACGCCUGCACGCACUGACCCACAACAACAUUCUCAGCAUAGGCCCUCGCCGCAUGAAGCGUCUCCCUCAGAGGAGGCCCCGCCCAGGGUUCCUGUAAGGACUACGUCAAGGUCCCCGGUGUUGUCAAGGCGAGACUCGCCUCAUCACCACGGCAACGCCUCACACAGCAGCCAUGCCGUGCACCGCACCGCCGCCAGCGCGGCAGAGCCUCGGCUGCUGUGGGAGCGAGUGGAAAAACUGGUUCCCAGACCGACCAGUAACACCGGCAGCGGAGGCUCCAGUUCCUCCAGCAGCUCCAGUAACUCCAGCUCUCAGCCCGGCUCUCACUGCGGCUCUGGAGAGAGGUUCAGGGCCCGCUCCUCCAGCAAAUCAGAGGGCUCACCGCUCCAACGUCCAGAGAACGCUGGGAAAAAACCAGAGGAGAGAAAGGACGUGGUCAGGCCAAAUAGACCAGCGGACCUGACGGCGCUCGCCAAGGAGCUGCGAGCGGUGGACGACGUCCGUCCUCCAAACAAGGUGACGGAUUAUUCGUCUUCCAGUGAAGACUCAGACACCACUGAUGAAGACGACGAUGAAGAGGUAGACCAGGAGGCAGGCGAAGAGUCAACCUCCGGCCCGGAGGACUCCAGAGCUGUGUCGUCCAGGCUGAGUAACGGAGAGACGGAGUCGGUGAAGACUAUGAUCGUUCAUGAUGAAGGCGAGAGCGACGCAGGCUCGACGCCCUGCAAAGACAGCACACUGAUCGUCAGACAGAGCCAGUCCAGUAACAACAUGCAGAAACACAAGUCUUCUUCCUCCUUCACUCCGUUCAUCGACCCACGCCUCCUCCAAGUCUCUCCAUCCACCGGCAGCGCCCUCAACAACGUCGGCUACGGGAACGAUGCCCGGCUGGCAGAGGCGCUGAGGGCCGACCCAUCUCGGAAGGGCUCCGUGGUCAACGUGAACCCGGUAAACACUCGCCCACAGAGCGACACACCGGAGAUCCGCAAAUACAAAAAGAGGUUUAACUCUGAGAUCCUGUGUGCUGCGCUCUGGGGUGUGAACCUGUUGGUGGGAACAGAGAGUGGUCUGAUGUUGUUGGAUCGCAGCGGUCAGGGGAAAGUUUAUCCUCUCAUCAACCGACGGCGCUUCCAGCAGAUGGACGUCCUGGAGGGACUCAACGUCCUGGUCACUAUAUCAGGUAAGAAGAACAAGCUGCGAGUUUACUACCUGUCCUGGCUGAGGAACAAGAUCCUGCACAAUGAUCCUGAGGUGGAGAAGAAACAGGGCUGGACCACCGUCGGAGACCUGGAGGGCUGCGUUCAUUACAAAGUUGUAAAAUAUGAGAGGAUCAAAUUCUUGGUUCUGGCUCUGAAGAACUCGGUGGAGGUCUACGCCUGGGCACCAAAACCUUACCACAAGUUCAUGGCCUUCAAGUCUUUCGGUGACCUGGUUCACAAGCCGCUGCUGGUCGACCUGACUGUGGAGGAAGGUCAGAGGUUAAAGGUCAUCUACGGCUCGUGUUCAGGCUUCCAUGCUGUGGACGUGGACUCUGGGGCUGUGUACGACAUCUACCUGCCGACACAUAUCCAGACCAGCAUCCAGUCUCACGCCAUCAUCAUCCUGCCCAACACCGAUGGCAUCGAGCUGCUGGUCUGCUACGAGGACGAGGGUGUUUACGUCAACACCUACGGACGCAUCACCAAGGACGUGGUGCUGCAGUGGGGGGAGAUGCCGACCUCCGUGGCCUACAUCCGAUCCAACCAGAUCAUGGGCUGGGGAGAGAAGGCCAUCGAGAUCCGCUCGGUGGAGACCGGCCAUCUGGACGGCGUCUUCAUGCACAAGAGAGCUCAGAGACUCAAGUUUCUCUGUGAGAGAAACGACAAGGUGUUCUUUGCCUCCGUUCGGUCUGGAGGCUCCAGCCAGGUCUACUUUAUGACUCUGGGCCGAAGCAACCUGCUCAGCUGGUAGAGGUCCAUGCCCUGCCCUCCUCCUCCUCCUUCUCCUCAUCCUCCUCAUUGUCCUCCACCCUCGCUAACACUGGAUCUCAGAACCCACCGUCGAUGUCUUGUCAACCCUCGGACAACCACAAGAGAACAAAAUCAACAGCCAACCAGCAGCGAAGACUUCUUCACCUUCCUCUGGCUUUGCUUGCAUCAGAGCUCCGAGGCCGCCUGCGACGCAGCGACAAGCCGUGAAGUCGUCGCCCCCUGAAAUGAUGAAAUCAAUGAUUAAUUAAUAUAUGAAAAGAAGUAGAAAUAAAUUCAAUGUGAAUUCAAGACAAGGGGGCAAAUGACUUUGUGUUUCCCUCUCGGUUUUCUUGGUGCUCAUCAGUUUGUGAUGGGACAGAUUUUUGUACCUCUGCAUCAUCUCUGUGCUCCUGGGCUGGUCAGUAAGCUUGAGGUCUUCUAACUACUCGUACUGCUACUACUAUUAUUACUAGUACUGCUACUACCUUCUGCAGGUCUGCCUCUCAUCAGAGAGUUCCCCCUCUGCCCUGUAUUCCUGCCCUCCGCCCUUUCGUAUGAGUGUAUCGUGGGGCCAGAGGGGCAGAGUCUGUUGUAUUAAAGCUACAGUAGUGUGUGUUAAUGUACUUCUGUUUGGUCCAAUUACUGCUGACGUGCUGGUUCAAGGUUGAGACUGUCAGCCGGGACAGACUGACUUGUCACGGAGCCGGUCAGGGUUAGGGAUAGACUGACUCGUCACAGAGCCGGUCAGGGUUAGGGACGGACUGACAAGCAGAGCAGAAUAUUUGAGGUUCUACUGUAAGUCUGAUCGAUGGGACUCGACAGGUGGGCGUGUGUGUGUGUCGUUGAAGUAUCGUGUUGUUUGGACAGGUGCUUUAAAAGGAGGAGGAUGACAGAGAGAGAGAGACGCUGAAGCAGACGGAUUUCAAAAUAGUAUUUUUUGAAUUAUUAUUAUUAUGAUUAUUAUUAUUAUUCCUUGAAGAUAAGUGUAACUAUGUGGAGUGUCUUUAACCUUGUUUUUUAAGAUUUACGCACAUCCACCCACAGUUUGCUUGCUUUGACUCUGAACCCCCAGACUGUGUAUUUGUCCGAGAGGAAGUGAUGUGGGCGUGGUCCAAAAGAUUAAAUAAGAUUAAAGUUGUCUAUGUAAAAUAAAAGUUCGUUGAAUCUUCCAGAUAGUGUCAGUGGUCCUGUUUCAACUGGUCCAAUGUGACCAUCAUCUCGGGUGAUCGGGAGGUCGGCCGAUCUCAACUCGAGAACUGCUGUGAAUAGUUGGAUAUAAAAAAGAUUCGGAUAGCGAUACAGUCGAGGAGAAAGUUCAGUAUGUGUGUGUGCGGUCAGAGAGUUGAGUGUCAUCAAUGAAUCAGGUUUUUGUGGCAGAGGUAAACGCGUGGUCGGCAGGUUUGCUUCAGCAGUUUUUUUUCUAUCUUCCAUUUCAGAUCAUUUUCAUUUGUAUCAUUUGUAUGAAUGCAAUGCACUAUGUGUCAAGAAUGUAGAAAGACUUAUUACUGUGUGGUGGUCCAAGGCAUGAGAUGAUGUUUUUACUUUGUAUCUUGUCAAGUGAUCAAUCCUAGAUGUUCAAUUUAAGACGACUGAAAGCUGCAGCAGCGGAGCCUCUAUGUCAGGUGUAGAUAUUUUAUUCUGUAUUUGUAACAGCUGUGAGAAUCUGUGCAGAAGCUCAGAGCACUUCAGAGCUGACGAGGGUUUCCUGCAUCUUUCCCAUCAAUGAGGACGUAAACCUUCUCAACACAAUGUCAGACUCUGGAUUUCAGUGUUACUGUGAUGAAAGGAACGAGCAACACGGAGCAGAACUUUUUCCUCACUCAGCUGUUUGUGCAGAAGACGGAAACCCACUUUUUGGGGAAGGAAUAGUUUUCUCUACUUCCUGCUCUGGCCGUUAUUUAAGUUGUCUGUAUAUGUGAAAGACUGGGCAGCAGACUGCAGCAUCGACCUCCUGCAGUGUCGAUCUCCUGCAGCAUUGAUCUAUUGAUCUCCUGCGGCGUCGAUCUGCAGCGUCGAUCUCCUGCAGCAUCGAUCAAUCUCCCGCAGUGUUGAUCUCCUGCAGCGUUGAUCUAUUGCAGCAUCAUUCUCCUCCAGCAUCAAUCUGCAGCGUCAAUCUCCCGCAGCAUUGAUCUCUUGCAGCAUUGAUCUGCGGCGUCAAUCUCCUGCAGCAUUGAUCUGCGGCGUCAAUCUCCCGCAGCAUUGAUCUCCUGCAGCAUUGAUCUGCGGCGUCAAUCUCCUGCAGCGUCGAUCUCCUGCAGCGUUGAUCUCCUGCAGCGUCGAGCUCUUGCAGCUGAUUUUCCACAGCGACUCUCAAAGAUUGCACACUGAAAAAAAAGGGGCAAAGGAGAGUCCGAUUUUUGCUCUCGCUUCAUGUCCAAACACGUCAGGUCACAAACACGUUUACCUUGAGUGUGUUUUUCCCCCUGACGGUAACGUGUUUUUGACAUGUCGGAGGUUACUGUCAGUCACUCAGUAACAGUUUGUGUCACAAACUUUCCUCCCCUCUUACAGAGAAGCCGUUUGGACAUCCCAAUGCUGUGUUGUCUGAGGUCUGUGUGUGCAGUAGUACCCAGUGUGUGUCUCUAAGUGCAUCAAGGCCUUGAUGAGUGGCUGUAUUGACUUCAUGAAAACAUUGUGGUUAUUAUUGAUAUUCUUCAUGGGCUAAAAAAGGAGGAGAAAUACCUAAUGAGAAAAAGCAGUCGCUUGCUGACUCACAUUGGAAAAAGUGCCAAAAGGGCAGCAUUUAAAAGGUGUUGUUAUGAAACCACUACUCUGAAAUCCUUUUUAAAAGAUCACUUGAAGCAUUGUGUAUUCUUCAGUUUUAGAGCUAGUCGGAAAGCUUACCAAUAGUUUCUAUUGUUUCUGUAAGUCUAUGUACACGUAAAUAUGCGACUGCGGUGGUUUAAUAUUAUUACGCUCACCUUAGGUGGAGAAAAUGUUUACAGAGGCCAUGUUUUGUUACACUAAUGUGCAUCACCAUAUUUAUGUUUAAUGCAUCUGCGUCUUUUCAGUCUUUGUUUUUGAGCCUGUUUUUUUGCCCCCCCCCCCCACCACC